Messenger RNA from Nerophis ophidion (straightnose pipefish), 1055 nucleotides. It is a transcript of the gene dlx3b, whose product is annotated as distal-less homeobox 3b. Gene Ontology annotation, biological process: epithelial cell differentiation; regulation of transcription by RNA polymerase II; embryo development. The record is from RefSeq and is a predicted model, not a curated record. Bases 151 to 1017 code for a protein of 288 amino acids. NCBI's taxonomy places the organism in Eukaryota, Metazoa, Chordata, Actinopteri, Syngnathiformes, Syngnathidae. The transcript is spliced from 3 exons. Gene Ontology annotation, molecular function: RNA polymerase II cis-regulatory region sequence-specific DNA binding; DNA-binding transcription factor activity, RNA polymerase II-specific.
AGGCGCCAAGUCCUGCCACAAACUAGAAGCUCCAGCAGCUGCAAGACUAUUAACAGAGGACUUUGUACCAAAGUGAGAAAGACAGAGAGCGUGUGUGAGAGAGAUAGAGAUAGAGAGAUAGAGAGAGAGCCACGCGUGGACUUGUCGUGUAUGUUCCUGCGAGAAGAGCCUCCCAGCAUGAGCGCGGCACAGGUCUACGAGAAGAAGUUCGCCUGCACUUUGACCGACCUUCCGGGAUCUAUGAGCUGCCAUCCGACCUCCAAGGACUCCCCGACCCUGCCCGAGUCCUCGGUGACGGACAUGGGCUACUACAGCGCGGGGGGCCAGACGGUGCACCACGGCCACCACCACGAAUACUACCAGGGCCAAGCCUACGGACAGGCCAUGAACUCUUAUCACCACCAGUUCAACCUGGGCGGCAUGGGAGCUGCUGGGAUGUAUGCUACGAAAUCAGAGUACCCUUACACGAACAACUACAGACAAUAUGGACAUUACAGCAGAGAUCACCUGCAGGCGUCGCCUCCCCACUCAGUAAAAGAGGAACCAGAGCCAGAGGUUCGCAUGGUGAAUGGCAAGCCCAAAAAGAUCCGCAAGCCCCGGACUAUCUACUCCAGCUACCAGCUGGCUGCGCUGCAAAGACGCUUCCAGAAGGCGCAGUACCUUGCUUUGCCCGAGAGAGCCGAACUCGCGGCCCAACUCGGCCUGACCCAAACACAGGUUAAAAUUUGGUUCCAGAACCGGCGGUCCAAGUUCAAGAAGCUGUACAAAAACGGCGAGGUCCCCCUGGAUCACAGCCCCAACGCCAGCGACUCCAUGGCCUGCAACUCUCCGCCUUCCCCCGCGGUGUGGGACAACAGCACGCCGCAAAACACCCCCCUCAGUCGGCCUCAAGCGCCGCCACCGACGCACAGCUCGUCGCCGCCUUACAUGGACGAUUACAACAACCACUGGUACCAGCAGGGAUCCCACCUACAGCACCACUCGGUACCGCCACAGAGCGUGGGGGCUGUUUAUUAACAAGAACUAUUUUUUUUUUUUUUUUUUUUUUUUUUAAA